UUACAUACGCAGCUCAAACAGCAAAAGCUAUUUGAGAGAGAUUCUAGAGAGAGAGUUAGAGAUUCCAGAGAGAGAGAGAGAGAGACAAUGGCGGCAACAGUGACUAGUGCGUGGGCGAAACCAGGCGCCUGGGCACUCGAUUCUGAAGAGCACGAAAAGGAGCUUCAAAACGAAGACAAGAACCACCGUGCCAACGGCGGCGACGCGGCGGACUUUCCUUCUCUUGCGGCGGCGAAGACGAAGAAGAAGAAGCCCCAAAAAAUUCCUCUCUCCGAGUUCAACAACCCUACCCCUGCCAAACGCCUCACCAUCGUAGAUCUGACGUUGCUUCCGACUGGUCCACGCGAGCGAACCGCCGAGGAGCUCGACCAGUCGAGGCUCGGCGGUGGGUUCAGAUCGUAUGGCGACGAGUCUUCGAAAUCGCGGUGGGGGUCUUCUAGGGCAUCAUCUGAUGAGCCGCGUAGGAACGGAGAUUCGAACAGAGAAUUAGGGCCGUCUCGUGCUGAUGAGGUUGAUGAUUGGGGGGCAUCGAAGAAGUCUUUAUCUAGUAAUGGUUUUGAGAGGAGAGAGAGAGGAGGGUUUUUUGGGUCUGGGUCUGAGUCUAGGGCUGAUGAUUCUGAGAGUUGGGUAUCGAAGAAGAGCUUUGUUCCUUCGGAGGGAAGGAGAUUUGAGAGUAUGAGAGAGAGACGAGUGGCAUUUGAAUCGAAUGGAGCCGCAGAUUCGGAUAAUUGGGUGAAGAAAAAGGAAGAGGAGGGGAAAAAGUUUGGAGCUUUUGAUAGUCUGAGAGAGAGGCGAGGGGGGUUUGAUUCAGCAACCAAUGGUGCUGCAAAUUCUGAUUAUUGGGGGAAGAAGAGUGGAGAUGGGAAUAUUGGGACCGAGAGGCGUAGGCUUAAUUUGCAGCCUCGGACACUGCCGGUGGGAGAUAGUCAGCAAGAUGGUUCAGUGACAGUGGUGAAGCCCAAGGGUUUGAACCCAUUUGGUGCGGCCAGGCCGAGGGAGGAGGUUUUGAAGGAGAAGGGGCAGGAUUGGAAGGAAAUCGAUGAGAAACUCGAGUCGACGAAGAUUAAGGAGAUGGGUUCUGCGAAUGAUGGGAAGAGGGGUUUUGGGAUCGGGAAUGGAAGAUUGAUUUCGCCGGAAAGUCAGGUUGAGAAGAGCUGGAGGAAGACUGAUUCUGCUGCUGAUGAUGUUCGUCCUCCAAGUGCUGACAAAGCUGAAAAUGGGCUUGCUAAUGAAGCUGAAGAUGUGCAAGAGUGAUGCUUACGGUUGAACAUAGGAAUCGGCUUUUGGUGGGAAGUUCAAAGUGUGUUGGCUUGAUGAGUUCAUUCGAUUCUCAGUUUGUUCGCACUUUGUUUUUCCCUGACUGGUGUGUUAAUAUGAGGUGUGGUAUGGGGACAAUUUUUUGGCCGACUUCUGAGUAGUUGAGUUAUUCAAGGCCUUGAUGGCUUUGUACUGUGUCAUAACUUAGAAUUAUGUGUUUAUUUUCUGUUUGUUUAUUUAUUUUUUUUGGUUUACUGUAAGAUUUUGUUCUCAUCAUUUGUUGAGUAUUGACCGACUCUAGUGCGGAAUUUGAUAUAUCUUUGCAACCUGAUUUGUAACAUUUUCUUGCUUUAGAGUUUAUGGAAAUUUCUUUAUUUGAAUUAUCAA
This is a messenger RNA of Camellia sinensis, 1644 nucleotides long. RefSeq names its product eukaryotic translation initiation factor 4B3. Gene Ontology annotation, molecular function: mRNA binding; translation initiation factor activity. NCBI's taxonomy places the organism in Eukaryota, Viridiplantae, Streptophyta, Magnoliopsida, Ericales, Theaceae. The record is from RefSeq and is a predicted model, not a curated record.